UGUACUCUUUCAGCCUGCACUGUGCCAAUCGGCAGCAUUCCCCUACGGACAUCUCUCAGUGCUGGAAGACCAACAAGUUUUGGGCAGACCAAAGGGCGUCUUUCAGCAGCAGUUGUUGUCUGCCUCCGUGUGUGUGUAUGUGUGUGUCCCUGGGAACCGCCGGUAGAUCAGAGGAUCCUCUUACGCAGCUGCUGGGGAUGAACAGUGACUAGCACCCUUUUGUUCCUCAAUUUGAGGAGCCACGUUGAUUACAACCGUGUUCCCUCCCUCAACUCAGGUUGGCCGAAGGACUGUUUGAGUGCUCUCUGACCACGACUCUCUAUUAAAAUACACAAAAGGGAGUUCACUGCCCCUCCCCUCUGCGUCUGAGUCUGAAUCUGAGUCUGAGUCCCACAACCAAGGAGACGGUAUCAUACUUAAAUGACAGUCUCCGCUUCACAGAAGACAUGGUCAGGAGAGGUUUUGGCAUUGUCUCCGCCACUGGGAUUAUUUGUCUGCUGCUGAGCGGCUCCGGAGUUCUGGGACUGACCGCUGGGACUCCAGCCACUCGUCGUGUGGUGUAUGGGGCACUGGGACAGUCAAUCACUUUACCGGGAAAUAUGUCAGGAGAAAAUAUUUCGAUCAUUACUUGGGACUACAGAGAUCCAUCUAAACAAAAAAAGGUUCAAUUAUGUUUGAAAACUCAAAACAAUCCAACAAAAUAUAACAGAGAGAGCAUCAGGUUAAACCUGAAGGACUACAGCCUGGAAAUACAGAACCUACAGGACAGUGAUCAAGGUCUGUAUGAAAUAAACGCAAGGACAGAUCAGGGUGUCCAUGAAGAAGUGAUGGAACUGCAAAUUUAUGAGCGUGUUUCAACACCAGUAAUAAAUAUCAGCAAAGUCAUCUCAGAUGAGAUGUGUAAUAUUAGCUUGCACUGUUCACUGGAGCGUGGCACUGAACCAGUCUACACUUGGUGGACAGGAGAUGGCGAGGUCACGGCCGAUGAGUCACACGUAUUGACUGACGGAGGGAUGACUCUGGCACUGUCCUUAAAGUUGAAUGACAACACAGUGUACAACUGCACAGUGAGAAAUCCUGUCAGUGAGGCAACUUGGAGCAUGGACCUCACAAACAUGUGUCGAUCCUCUGAAGGUAACAGUCCACGGAGAACACUCCACAUUGGCUUAAUUACUGCAGCUGCUGUGGUAGCUUUCAUCUCAGCUAUUCUUUGCUAUAUAUACUGGAAGAGAGAAUCCAAGCCCAAUGAAGCUCCUAACACUGAAGGGAGAAGUGAAUCAGUGCUGUAUGCUGUGAUCGGGAGAACAAGCAAUGCCAGGGACCAGCCACAGAGAUAUUUACAUCAACUGGAUGCCAGCGAAGGACAGAAAAAUCCAAGAGCCCAGCUCACAACAAUAUAUGAUGAGAUAAAAUACAAUCCUGAUGUGGACCCCCUGCUGGCAGCAACAAAGGUGGGAGAGGAGUUCAGCACCCAACGUUCAUCAUCCGCUACAUGAAAUCUAACCACGGCCUUGAAGUGUGCCUUUAAUCCCAGCUUUUAUGUUCAGCUGCUUCCUGCACUGCCUACAGCUGAUACAACUGGCUUGCACUUUGGGAGAGAGCAGAGCAGGUGUUGGAACAGUUUUCUGAUUAGAAUGUGAUUUGGCAGGACUGGGACAAGCUGGAGAAAUCCAAGUAGGAAAUGUUGGAAAUAGCAAGGCCAUCAUUUCUAAGGAGAGAAGCUUCACUGGAAGAAAAGAGGUGAUGGCAUGGUUUAUUUCUAGUGGAUGAGUCUAUGAAGAAGUGUGAUGGGUUAAUAGCUUGUAUUGGGGGCAGAUCAGGGAAGGUUCAUUAGGUUGAUUCAGGGGACUAAAGGGUUAUCUUAUGAGGAAAGGUUGAGCAGGUCAGGUCUAUGCUGAUCAGAGGUUACAAGGAAAACUGGUGGCCGUACUGAUAACUAACAUUCUGAGGGGAUUUGACAAGGUGGACGCUGAGAAAAUGUUUCUCCAUGCAGGGAAUCUUGAACUGGGGGUGUAGUUUCAAAAAAUGUAGUCAGAGUUUAAGGUGGCAUUGAAAUGGAUUUUCUUCUCAUAAAGGAUUGUAAGCAGUUGGAAUUUGUGGAGGCUGAAUCAUUGUGUAUUGAAAGGUUGUAAGGUUCAGAUUUUUGGUCUAGGUUUUAGGAUUUUUAGUUGAGGGUUAUGCAGGAGAAUGGUGCUAAAGCCAAGGCAGAUCGGCCACAAUCAUGGCAGAGCAGGCUGGAGCAUCCUGAAGCAAACCACUGCUGCUUCUUAUAAUCUGGUAGUCGUGUUUUGCAUGAGGUGCCAACCACAGUGUAUUUCCACCAUUUCCUGUUUGUUUCAGUUGUCAUUCAGAUGUGAUUUUAUAUUUUAUUUAAAAUUAAACUAAACUUUUUUUUAAUGAAUCCA
This is a messenger RNA of Pristis pectinata (smalltooth sawfish), 2405 nucleotides long. Its product is annotated as signaling lymphocytic activation molecule-like. Gene Ontology annotation, biological process: T cell activation. The transcript is spliced from 6 exons. Lineage: Eukaryota; Metazoa; Chordata; Chondrichthyes; Rhinopristiformes; Pristidae. The record is from RefSeq and is a predicted model, not a curated record. Bases 447 to 1496 code for a protein of 349 amino acids. Gene Ontology annotation, cellular component: external side of plasma membrane.